AGCAGCAACAUUAACAAUUCGUUCCUCCCCCGUGUGUUACAACCGUGGCCAUAUCAAUGGUUUAGUUAAUCUUUUCGUUCUUACGUGCGGUUAUUCUAAUUUACGUGUAACCCAUUUGUUAGCUAGUAUUUAAGCGUUUAAGCUGUUGUGUAGUGAAGGUCAAAGUUUAUGUGUCUACUAUAGGAUCCUGUUUGGCGGAGAAAAACAAAAUAACCCAGCAGAACGUACAUAAGCGAUAACACAACAAUGCUCCGUAUCUUUCGCAAUCCCAUCCUUGGCGAACGCAUCAUCCGGAAGACCUUCUCGUUCUCAGCCGUCGCUGCGAAGCGCUUCGUCAUUAAGGAUCACUACGAGUUCGAUCAGAAGGUAAUCAACAGCGACAACCCAGUGAUCGUGAACUUUCACGCCGAGUGGUGCGAUCCGUGUAAAAUAUUGACACCCAAGAUGACGGAACUGUUGGAACCGUCGGAGGAGAUCGAUCUGGCUAUCGUCGACGUGGACGAUAACGCAGAGUUGGUGCACACGUUCGAGGUAAAAGCAGUUCCCGCAAUAUUGGCCUUCCGUAACGGCGUCGUGGUGGACAAGUUCAUCGGUUUGGUAGACGCAAACAUGAUCGAAAAUCUCAUCGGAAAACUAACGAAAAAGAAGACAUCGUAAUACAUCGAAGGGAUAUGCGUUAUGUGCCAACACCGUGUAAGCCUUCAUAUGGUUGGGCGCUAUAGUUUUGGUGGCUGAAUCGGGAGCAUGCUAGUGGCACCGGUUGAAUGCGGAAGGCGUGUAACAGCACGCUGGUUUAGUGGGACCGAAGAACUUGUAAUACCAUUUCUCCUCUAGACAUUGUGAUGUACAGUUAUUGAUUUUUUUUUGUUUUCCCCUCGCACCAGAGAGAGCGCCUGAUGAAUUGAUUUUAUUUUGUAACGACGAAUGAGAAAAUAUAUUGAAAACAUAUGUAAGACAUCAUAA
Anopheles cruzii is the source of this 963-nucleotide messenger RNA. RefSeq names its product thioredoxin, mitochondrial. Gene Ontology annotation, molecular function: oxidoreductase activity, acting on a sulfur group of donors, disulfide as acceptor. Bases 247 to 657 code for a protein of 136 amino acids. NCBI's taxonomy places the organism in Eukaryota, Metazoa, Arthropoda, Insecta, Diptera, Culicidae. The transcript is spliced from 3 exons. Gene Ontology annotation, cellular component: cytoplasm. The record is from RefSeq and is a predicted model, not a curated record.